AUGGCCCCCUCCGUUGCUCAACUCGACUCUGUUACAGCCCAGACUGUCCAGAAAGUCGCCACAAAAGUGGCAAAUCUAGAUUUGAAAGCUGAUGGUCCCUCAUACCCAUUUUACUACCCCUACUACGACAAUGACGAGAAAUUCCCUCCAACCGAAUUGUUCGAUCACGUUGACCCUGGCACACGCGCCAAUCCAGCGAAGCCGAAUCUUCUUAAUCUCGACGUCAAAGUCCAGCACAUAAGCCCAUACCUCGGGACUGAAGUUACCGGGGUCCAGAUCUCCGAACUGUCCAAGGAAGGACUGGACGAACUUGCAUUGUUCGCUGCCGAGCGCAAAGUCCUUCUUUUCCGUGACCAGGACUUCAAGGACCUUUCUCCCGACAGGCAGAUUGAAAUCACCAGGCACUUUGGACCUAUUCAGAAGCACCCCACGUCAGGCAACGUGAAAGGCUAUCCAGAAUUCCACGUUGUGUAUCGUGAUGCGCAGCAUGACAAAUUUCAGGAGUAUCUAGGCGGAGACAAGAUCAACCAGACCAGUUGGCACUCGGACGUUUCCUAUGAGAAGCAGCCGCCUGGCGCUACGUUCUUCUUCAUCCUGGACCAGCCCGAGACUGGUGGCGACACGUUGUUCCUUUCCCAAGUCGAAGCUUAUAACCGCCUGUCGCUCGAGUUCAAGAAACGCCUUGAGGGCCUGCGUGCGGUCCAUAGCGGCGUUCCCCAAGCAGAGUUUUCCCGGCGCCGUGAUGGUCCCGUCCGCAGAGAGCCCAUCGAGACCGAGCACCCGCUCGUUCGAGUUCACCCUGUUACGGGCGAGAAGGCGUUAUACGUCAACCAAGGAUUCACUAAACACAUCGUCGGAUUCAAGCAGGAAGAGUCCGAGUACCUUCUCAAGUUCCUCUUUGACCACCUUGCUAAAGGUGCCGACUUCCACAUCAGAGCGACUUACAAGCCUGGUACCGUCGUUGUUUGGGACAACCGCGUCACUGCACACUCCGCGACUCCCGACUUCAGCCCCACUUUCCGAAGACACGCGGUCCGCCUCACGCCUCAGGCCGAAGUUCCUACGGAAGCCACUGCAUGA
This is a messenger RNA of Laccaria bicolor S238N-H82, 1080 nucleotides long. RefSeq lists its product as uncharacterized. NCBI's taxonomy places the organism in Eukaryota, Fungi, Basidiomycota, Agaricomycetes, Agaricales, Hydnangiaceae. The record is from RefSeq and is a predicted model, not a curated record. Gene Ontology annotation, molecular function: 2-oxoglutarate-dependent dioxygenase activity. Gene Ontology annotation, cellular component: cytoplasm. Bases 1 to 1080 code for a protein of 359 amino acids. The transcript has 8 exons.